UCAGCUCCCGAGCCGCCGCCGCCACCUCCGAGGGAAGGGCUGCCCUGCCGGCCUCGGCCUCGCGGCGCCCCGGAGGACGAGGGUCAGUAUAUUUUAAUCGUCCAUUCUUGACACAAAAGAAAAGGAAAACACUGCGGUGAAUGAAGAGUCCUCUACUUUUUAGCACUGUUUUUCUACUGUAGUUGGUCUUUGAAUGAGGAUGACAAUGGAAGAGAUGAAGAAUGAAGCUGAGACCACUUCUAUGGUUUCUAUGCCACUAUAUGCCGUCAUGUACCCUGUGUUUAAUGAGCUAGAACGAGUAAAUCUGUCUGCAGCUCAGACACUGAGAGCAGCUUUCAUCAAGGCUGAAAAAGAAAACCCAGGUCUCACCCAGGACAUCAUUAUGAAAAUUCUGGAGAAAAAAAGCGUAGAAGUUAACUUCACAGAAUCCCUUCUUCGUAUGGCAGCUGAUGAUGUAGAAGAGUAUAUGAUCGAGAGACCAGAGCCUGAAUUCCAGGACUUGAAUGAAAAGGCACGAGCACUUAAACAGAUUCUCAGUAAGAUCCCCGAUGAGAUCAAUGACCGAGUGAGGUUCCUUCAGACAAUCAAGGAUAUCGCCAGUGCAAUAAAAGAACUUCUUGACACAGUGAACAACGUCUUCAAAAAAUAUCAAUACCAGAACCGCCGGGCACUUGAACACCAAAAGAAAGAGUUUGUAAAAUACUCUAAGAGCUUCAGCGACACUCUGAAAACCUAUUUUAAAGAUGGAAAGGCAAUAAAUGUGUUCAUAAGUGCCAACCGAUUAAUUCAUCAAACCAACUUGAUACUUCAGACCUUCAAGACUGUGGCCUGAAAAUUGUAUAUGUUAAGAGCUGUACGUUUCAGUGGUGGUGUUAAACUGCUGCCUUUACCUGUAAAUUUUAAAGUUUGACUGUAUAAAUUAUCAGUCCCUCCUGAUGGGACCUAAUCCAGGAUGUUGAAUGGGAUUAUUGCCAUCUUACACCAUAUUUUUGUAAAACGUAGCUUAAUCAUAAUCUUACACUGAAGAUUUUGCAUCACUUUUGCUAUUAUCAUUCUUUUAAGAAUUAUAAGCCAAAAGAAUUUACGCCUUAAUGUGUCAUUAUGUAACAUUCCUUAAAAGAAUUGUAAAUAUUGGUGUUUGUUUCUGACAUUUUAACUUGAAAGCGAUAUGCUGCAAGAUAAUGUAUUUAACAAUAUUUGGUGGCAAAUAUUCAAUAAAUAGUUUACAUCUGUUAAA
Vombatus ursinus (common wombat) is the source of this 1237-nucleotide messenger RNA. It is a transcript of the gene PDCD10, whose product is annotated as programmed cell death 10. Lineage: Eukaryota; Metazoa; Chordata; Mammalia; Diprotodontia; Vombatidae. Gene Ontology annotation, molecular function: protein kinase binding. The record is from RefSeq and is a predicted model, not a curated record. Gene Ontology annotation, cellular component: Golgi apparatus; FAR/SIP/STRIPAK complex. Bases 194 to 832 code for a protein of 212 amino acids. Gene Ontology annotation, biological process: regulation of Golgi organization; positive regulation of MAP kinase activity. The transcript has 8 exons.